GUUGGUAAACCACCAAGUGAGAGAGAUUCCCGCCUUGAAGCCUUUUUAACAUUAGCAUCCUCAACCAAAUAUCGACGCCGACAAAUUUUCCCUCCUGCGGGAGUAUGCACCACAACAAAUGGAGACACAUUCCCAAUUUGUUGUCAACGCAUACUCGCCCCCCCGCCGUCGAUCCUAUUCAUGGUUGGAUGACGGAGGAAAAGUCUGCAGCGGUGGCGACGACAGGCUGUCGGCCCUCCCCGACUCUCUCUGCCACCAGAUCGUCUCCCUCCUCCCGGCCACCGACGCCAGGCGCACGGCCUUCCUCUCCCGCCGCUGGCGCUACAUCUGGUGCGCCUGCCCUUCCUUCAACUUCGACGAGAGGGAAUUCCACGGCCGCCCCCUCCCCCUCCUCCACCGCUACCGCAGCCGCCUCAACUUCAUCCGCUUCGUCGACGCCGCCAUCCAAUGUCGCCGGAGAUUCUUCGACGACCUCACCCUCGACAAAUUUAGGGUAUCGAUGCGCUUCUUCGAGGAGCUGGGCCCGCACCUGGACCAAUGGAUCGCCUUCGCGCUCGACAAGAAUGUGAAGGAGCUCAGCAUUAUCGCCGAGAUGAAAGAUCUCAUCGCCAUCGCCGAGUUCUUCCAGCCCUUCAGAGUGCCGUACGAGCUGCCCGGAGCCGUCUUCUCCGCCAGAUCCAUCCAAACCCUAGAGCUCGUCUUCUGCGAUCUCAGCCGGGUCUCCGCCGCCGCCGUAUCGCUGCCGCUGCUCAAAAACCUCGAGAUGGUGAACGUCCAUUUGGGCGACGACUCCGUUUUGGAAGCGAUCCUCUCCACGAGCCCCCUCCUCGAGAAGAUCAGCCUCUCCCUCGUGUGCGGCCUGAAGAGGAUGAGAAUCUCCGGCGAGAAUCUCAAAAUGGCGGUGGUCUUAAAAUGCUCACCUCUCUCACAAGUAACGGUCAGCGCGCCGAAUCUGGAGUCAUUCCUCUUCAGAGGAAAGCGGCAUAGCUUGGACAAGAUCGACGUGUCGUCUUGCCGGAAUCUCCGAUUCCUGUGGCUGCAGCGCGCGUCCAAUCUGACCGACGACGCCUUAGAGAAAGUGGUGGCCCAAAAUGGCAAUCUGGAGGUGAUGAUCUUGAGCCACUGCUCCGCCGUGAGAAACGCAUUCAUCAAGUCCCCCAAGCUAUGGAUGCUGGUCCUCUUCAAGUGCAAGCACUUGGCCAACGUCAAGAUCCAAGCGCCGUCGCUAACCGCAUUGGAGUAUUCGGGCCACAUGAUCUCGUUCCCGUCGGUGGCGGCGUCGCCCAAUCUGGACGCCGUGAUCCACAUCGAGGGGCCGGAGAUAUCGAGCCGGUGGUACGCCAAGCUCAAGGACAUGUGCGCGAAGCUGGAGAGCUGCAGGAAGCUGUGGAUAAAGUGUGAACACGACAUCGACCUGAUCAUCCCGCACGACCUGCGGAAGCGCCUGCUGCCGCAGCUCCACGGUCUGAAAGAGCUCAAGAUCCACGUGCGCAGCGGGAUUCUGAAUCUUGCCGUGCUUGAAGAUGGGAUUCGCUGGAUUUUCCCCGGCUUGAGGAAUCUCUACGUUGAAUCCGAUGGAUGCACGCACCAUUUUUGCUACGCCGGAGACCUACAUGCUGCCAAUGGGUAUGGGAGGAGGACCAAGAGGAAGUGCAUCACUCACUGCUCAUAACAUCCAUCAUUUUUUGACAUCACAAAACUUAUUUUUGCAUCUUUGGCCGUAACUCAUUUUUCUACGUCCAAAUUCACAUAUAAAUAAUCUAGUCUUGUCGAUGUUACAUUUGUGAUUAUUAAAGAGCAUCACCUUUCUUGUCUUGGUAGAAA
Messenger RNA from Salvia miltiorrhiza (redroot sage), 1824 nucleotides. RefSeq names its product putative F-box/FBD/LRR-repeat protein At1g78760. NCBI's taxonomy places the organism in Eukaryota, Viridiplantae, Streptophyta, Magnoliopsida, Lamiales, Lamiaceae. The transcript has a single exon. Gene Ontology annotation, molecular function: protein binding. The coding region runs from base 119 to 1672 and encodes 517 amino acids. The record is from RefSeq and is a predicted model, not a curated record.